Messenger RNA from Peromyscus eremicus (cactus mouse), 1759 nucleotides. RefSeq names its product BAG cochaperone 4 (gene Bag4). Gene Ontology annotation, molecular function: adenyl-nucleotide exchange factor activity; protein-folding chaperone binding. NCBI's taxonomy places the organism in Eukaryota, Metazoa, Chordata, Mammalia, Rodentia, Cricetidae. Gene Ontology annotation, biological process: protein stabilization. The transcript is spliced from 5 exons. Gene Ontology annotation, cellular component: nucleus; cytoplasm; membrane. Bases 44 to 1651 code for a protein of 535 amino acids. The record is from RefSeq and is a predicted model, not a curated record.
CAGUGAAGUGGAGUGCAGGCCUAGGGGACCGAGGGCGGAGAGCAUGCGUUUCUCCCUGCGUGACGAGCGCCGCGCCGCGCUUGGCUUUCCUGCUCCGGAGCCCGGAGCGACGGCUACGGUCCAUCUCCUCCCGGAUUUCGGCGUGCCCGGGACAGGACCGGCUCCGGAUUGGCUGCCGUCGUCCGACCCCUUUCUCCGUCCGCCAGUACUUGUCCUCCGCCUGCGCCUGCGCGAUGGGCCGGCCGUGGGGGGCGGGAAGCGCUUCGCGGCAGCGGAGCCCAUGUCGGCCCUGAGGCGCUCGGGCUACGGCCCCAGUGACGGCCCUUCGUACGGCCGCUACUACGGGCCCGGCGGAGGCGAUGUCCCGGUGCACGUACCUCCGCCCUUAUACCCUCCUCUUCGCCCCGAGCCUCCCCGGCAUACCGUUUCCUGGCGAGGGCGCGGGGGCGCCCCGGCCGAGACCACCUGGCCCGGAGAAGGCGCAGGUGGCGAUGCCUACUACCCCUCCGGAGGCGCCUGGGCAGAGCCGAGCAGAGCCGGAGGCGGACACCAGGAACAGCCACCAUAUCCAGGCUAUAAUUCUAACUACUGGAAUUCUGUGCGACCAAGGGCCCCAUACCCAAGUGCAUAUCCUGUGAGACCAGAGUUACAAGGCCAGAGCUUGAAUUCUUAUACAAAUGGAGCAUAUGGUCCACCAUACCCUCCUGGUCCUGGACCAAAUACUGCCUCAUACUCUGGGGCUUAUUAUGUACCUGGCUACACUCAAAGCAAUUACUCCACGGAAGUUCCAAGCACUUACCGUUCACCUGGUAACAGCCCAACCCCAGUCUCUCGUUGGAUAUAUUCCCAGCAGGACUGUCAGACAGAAGCACCUCCUCUCCGGGGUCAGGUCCCAGGAUAUCCUGCUUCACAGAAUCCUGCAAUGACCUUGCCCCAUUAUCCCUAUGGAGAUGGUAACCGCACUGUGCCACAGUCAGGAUCGACUGUCCGACCACAAGAUGAUGCCUGGGCUUCUGGUGCUUAUGGGAUGGGGGCCCGUUACCCCUGGCCUUCAGCUGCACCCUCAGUCCCACCUGGGAAUCUCUACAUGACAGAAAGUGCUUCCGCCUGGCCUGGCAACAGUUCUCCUCAGCCACCUCCUUCACCGCCACCCCAACAACCUAAGGACUCUUCCUACUCCUAUAACCAGUCGGGUCAAGGCCUGAGCCGACACGGCUUUCCUUGCAGUGUCCAUCAGUAUGAGUCUUCGGGAGCAACGAACAAUGAGAAUUCAGACCUUCUGGAUUCUCAAGUCCAAUACAGUGCUGAGCCUCAGCUGUAUGGUAAUGCCACCAGUGACCAUCCCAGCAAUCCAGUUCAGAGUAAUAAUCUCCCUGAAGAGUGUUUCACUUCAGAUGAAGGCACGCCUCCAAGUAUUAAAAAAAUCAUACAUGUGCUGGAGAAGGUCCAGUAUCUUGAGCAAGAAGUCGAAGAGUUUGUAGGAAAAAAGACAGACAAAGCAUACUGGCUUCUGGAAGAAAUGCUGACGAAGGAACUGUUAGAACUGGAUUCUGUUGAAACUGGGGGCCAGGACUCUGUCCGUCAGGCCAGGAAAGAGGCCGUCUGUAAGAUCCAGGCCAUACUGGAGAAAUUAGAGAAAAAGGGAUUAUGAAAUAAUUUGGAAUGAAGGGUAAGCCUGUUACUCAUGUGGCCAAAGAACUCUUGGAUUUGGUUAGUUACCAUCUUUUGAAAUGCCUGUUAUGACAAGAACAACACAUUC